GGCUAGUACUUCUGCUCUGCUGAGGGGAACCCGGGAAAAUCUCCAAGCCGCCGCCAUCCCCUUCCCCUCUUCUCCACUCUCCACCAUCGUUCAAUGCUCAGAAGAACCGUAAAAAUCCGUUCACAGUUCAAAUAUUCGUUUCCGUUUCGCCGGAAUCCCUAUUCAACCGCUGCGGCUCCGCUCCCGGAAACCUCAACAGAAGAACCCAUCAUCAAACCCCUGACCGAAACCCAGCUCAAGUCGCUCGUCCUCUCAAAUUGCUCCUAUGGCAAGUUCUAUAAUCUCAUCCACAACGUUGUGGCCCUGCCGCAGGUCCUCCUCGCCGCUUCCCGGAACCUCAUCACCUGCGGCAACGGGUCGUGUGCGGCCACAGAAACUUCCAUCCACCGAUUGGUCUCCAAGCGCUUCUCAAUCGAGGACAUGGGUCGCGAGGUUUACGAGGCUCGGCUGCACAUCGAGUCUCAUUGCGUCAAGUUCGCGGGUAAAGACGACUGCUUGAUCCUGCCUGAUUUGAAAUUGAAGGUUUUGAUUGAAGCUGUUAGGAUGGUGCUGGAGAUUGUUUAUGACGAUCGAUUCCUUACGUUUUCCUAUGGUGGGCGGGUGAAUAUGGGUCGGCACACAGCGAUAAGGUACUUGAAGAACUCGGUUGAAAACCCUAGUUGGUGGUUUAGAGUUCAAUUAGAACGUCAGGAGUUUGAUAGUAGAAAUGUGGAGAUGUUGUGUUUGAUUUUGGAAGACAAGGUGAAAGACAAGAACUUGAUUGGUUUGAUAAAGAGAUUGUUUGAUUCUGGAGUGCUUAGAAUUGAACUAGGUGGGUUGUAUUUGGGUAGGGGGUUUCCUCAAGAGUGCGGGUUGUGCUCGAUUCUGAUUAAUGUGUACUUCAAUGGAUUCGAUAGAGAAAUUCAAGAUACAAGGCUGCAACUAAAUCGGGAGAAUCCUAGAAGAAUCAAUGUUGAUGACAGUAGUCAAAUGUCGAGUCCUUUACACAAGCCGGUAAGGAUGUAUGCAGUGAGGUACUUGGAUGAGAUACUAGUUGUUGCAUCAGGACCAAAGAAGUUAGCAAUAGGUCUGAAGAGUAGAUUUUUGAACAGUUUAGAGAGUGACUUGAAGCUAAAAGUGAAUAAAGGGAGGACAAUUGUUCAUAGUGCAGUUUUUGAGAAGAUGUGCUUUAUGGGAUUUGAAUUGCAGGCUGUGAAACCAUCAGUCUUACACCCACCCAUGUCGGAAAAGGCAAUUAGAGCUAGGAAGAAGUAUCUACGCCAGAAGGAAGUUCGGGCUUUGGAACUGAAAAAUGCCCGGGAGAGAAAUAGGAAGAAAUUGGGUUUGAAGAUUUUGAGACAUGUUGUCAAGAAGGCAAAGCUGAGCAAUGGUUUCAAACUUGAUAAUCCAAUUGACAACGAAGUUCAGCAAGUAUUUGCAACUUGGGCUAAUGAAGCGGUUCAUGACUUCCUUGGCUCCCUGGAAGAACGGUGGAACUGGCAUCGGUUGCUUACUACUGGCGAUUUCCUUAACCUGAGACACAUUAGAGACAUGUUGCCGGAAGAACUUAUCGAAUCCUAUGACAAGUUCCAAAAACAGGUAGAGAAGUACUUGUCGCCUGUUAAGGCGAGAAAAGCACUAGAGGAUGAAGAAAGGAGAAGUGAAGAAGCCUAUGAAAAAAAAUAUGCUGAAAGAACAAUUAAAGACCUAACUAAGUUGUCCAUGAAAGUAUCUGCUCCUAUUGAAUUGGUGAGAGACGCUGUUAGGUUGGCUGGAUUUACUAACGAUAUGGGUCGUCCAAGGCCUAUCAGCUGGCUAACCAGUCUUGAAGAUGCUGAUAUUAUCAAGUGGUAUGCAGGGGUUGGAAGAAGAUGGCUUGAUUUCUUUUGCUGCUGUCACAACUUCAAAAUGGUGAAGACCAUUGUAACCUAUCACCUAAGAUUUUCUUGUUUAGUCACAUUAGCAGAAAAACACGAAGCAACUAAGCGCGAGACAAUGAAACAUUACACCAAGAAUUUGAGAGUUUCUUACAUGGAAGAGAAUGACGAGUUGCACUUUCCUACUGAGAAGGAAGUGAAGAUGAUGGGGGACAAAAAUCUUUCAGAUCCUAAACCUGUGGAUGGAGCUCUGUCUUUGGCGUUGAUUAGAUUGGCUUGUGAUGAGCCCUUAAGUAGUUGUGUAGCUCAUUUUUGUGAUAGAACAGAUACAAUUACUUACCGUGUAAGGUUGCUGCAAAAUCUGGUAUCUGCAAAUCCUGCCGAUGAGAAAAAGUGGGUCACUGGGAUGGGUGCAAUACAUGACAGCCUGCAUCGGAUAUGUCUUCCUCUUUGUCCUGAUCACAUAAGCGACUUAUACACUGGGAAAAUAAGCCUUCAGGACAUUGACUGCUGUUCGUUUGUGCAUGUGGACUGAGCCUUUUUUGGUUUAUCAGCUAUUCUCAGCCUUCCCUCUUGCGAUACACCUCUGUUCUAAGAUAAGAACUAUCUGUUGCAUCCAAGUGACACAGAGAGUUUAGCCGGGUAACUUUCCGUGCUCCUUUAUCUCGAUGAACUAAAUUGACCUAUUUGUUAUAAUUUUUAGUUCUAUUUCUGAAACACAUGUACUGGGGUGUCGAUGCUGUGAAAUAGUUCCGUUUUAUGUUUGCAUAUGCAUGCAUGUCCUUACUGUUUGGAAUGAGGUGAUUAAUAAAACUUGUGCAGCUAACCUGCUUCAGAUUACAUCUCUUUCGUUGCGUCAGAACAAAGAAUUUCCUAGAAUAAGAAUGGCAGAGAAUUGGCAAAAGAGGACUUGUGUCAUGCUUCUCAAUAUCCUGUUGUUAGUUUACCUCUUUUUCCCCAUCACGUAUCACCUGAUAAGAGUGACAGAGAGGAUUGUGAGGACUAUCACCUCCCCUGUCAAUCCUUUGUGCCCUUUUUUCCCUGUUUAAUCUUUUCAUAGGUUUGCAUUUUUUACUGCUUCUUACUUUCUAAAUAAAAUGAGUUCACCAUUAUGAAAAACCCCCCUAGAAUAAGAAGCUGAGUUGCAUCUUCCUAUGGUGCCUGUGUCUGGAAACUAGGAAGUAACUGAAUUAUUCUAAUGUAUUUAACAGGUAAAGGUCCUUGCUUAUGGGGCUCCUUCAUCUUGGAUUCUUCCCCUGGGGAACUAUGUUUGAUGGUUUUCGGCUGAAAAGAUGGUACUGCCAUGAAGCACAUGUGAUGAAGUUGAACUAUGGUGACAAAAGGUACACAAAUCUGCUCAAUCACCAUGUGCAGGACUGCAGGAGGCUCUAUUCACUUUAUCAAACUCAUUAAGAUGUAUUUUCAAUCGUGCCAGGUGUUGCAAAAGUGGUCGUCCGGGAGGGAGGGAUGGCGAUUGAUCGUCGGAAGAUCAGUAGGGAUCAAAGAAGAAGACGAUUAGUCGAUUACCAUGACGUGCCAGCGCGAUAGGGGAUCGUCCUGAGAACGUCAAAUGAAGUUUUUUCGUGCAAGAGGUAAGUAAAACUUCUUUCCAGCAGAUGAUGGCUCCAACACAAAGGGAAGUGGUAGGGCAGGGGAGUGUCUGGCGUGUUCUUUCAUUCACUCCCAAAUCACGAGUGUCUGCCUGCCUGCCAGCCAACCCCAUUGCUGGGUUCCAAAACGUUGUGCUGGGAAGUUGACAUUACGACCAAACGAGGAGGAGUACUAUAAUCGAGUGGUGGGGUUCGAUUUAGAAGAAAACAAACGCUGUGCUGUUUCCUUCAAACAUUGGUCGCAGAUAGCUGCCAAAGUCGGCCGAGUUAGCGUUUUCCCCGUACGUCAGUUUCAGACUUGCAAAACAACUUCAGAUGUUCCGCCCUUAGCUCGUUCAAGCUCAAGUUCUCAUCUUUCAGGUCUCUCCUUCGUCAUUUCCUGUAUAAUACAGGAAACUGUAAGAUCGUUGGUACACAAACCGAUGAAUGGGUUGUCGUGUUCAGUAAUGGCAGCAAAUACAGACAAAGGUGAAAUUGGAAUCCAUGGCCAGCUGCUGCUAGAUAACCAUUUUUUCUUCUUUUUCCUCCUCCUUUUCCUGACAAAUGGAACCUAUUCUCUCCAGACGAAGUUUCCAGGAAAGUAGAGGAAACCUACAUCUUGUGUGUAUUGUAUCGACUGAAGAAAGGGUCAAGGAAUCAGGCAGAUUCAUAUAAUCAGAGCCUUGCCAUUUGGCUCAAAUCGAGUUGGCAACCUUGUAAUCAUAACCGACAAUGGCUUUCGAGGUUCGGUUCGCAGAAUGAUCUCUAACUAAAUUUUUCGUUCUUCUAAGUUUGUCGGAGUAAGUUUUGGACCUAUAUACUCGACGAUAGAUACUACGAUACAUCGUAUAGUAGUCGUGUCGAGUCAGAUAGUCUCGAACUUAUGUAUAACCAUGGAGGAUGUUGGUUUUCUUUUUUUCCAUAUGAGGCGGCUUCUAGAGUUUUCAGGGGCAUGUGGAAGAAACCAUUAACAAAAUAGACUGUGGUUGGAGCAGAGAUUAGCUUUAAUAAAAUAAAAGAGGGGGCCUUUCUGUCGAAUUGAUGUCUUUCUGAUCCCACGACCAAACCACUAUUUUGUUGAAGACAUUCCCCCCACUUACUUUAUUAGACUUCAGUGAAUAAAUCACAGGGAGAAAG
Molecule: messenger RNA, 4582 nt
Organism: Linum trigynum
Lineage: Eukaryota; Viridiplantae; Streptophyta; Magnoliopsida; Malpighiales; Linaceae
Source: the annotation of a GenBank genome assembly